AUGUCAAUUUCUUCUACUGCAGAAAUCUGUUCGUACGAACUUAGGGUGCUGACUGAAGAACAAGUGGGGGAGAGAAGUGUCUGUACGAGGGUGUGGGAUAAGUAUGUUGAUGGGUUAUCUAAUCAGCAAUGGUAUUUCUAUGCAAAUUACACUUCAUGUGUAAACUUUGUAAAAUAAUUACCCAUUCACAUUUGUCACAGAAGACAGAAAGUACGUAUCCAACCAUAGAAUCAUUAUUUCACGAAUGAGGAUGAAAUAUUAUGCAAAGAUAAGAUCUCACUUUACCAAAAACCAGAACCAUAUUACCCUCUGUUCUUACACCCUAAGUGGAAAAAGAGUUAACGACAUGCUAAAAAGCUUGAUUAACAAUUGUGGGCACUUAUAAAAAUCCUAGAGCUAUCCCAAAUCCACAUAACCUCAAAACAAUUCUCAACCAUCCUGCUCAGUGCAUCCCAUCUCUCCACUCUAAACCUCCUAUACAGCAACAUCUCCGGCCCAGCUCCCAACUUCUCCACAUCUCCACACAAAUCCCGCCUGAACAUGCUCAAAAUGGACUGGACUCAAUCACCCCAAAAGCCCUUUGAAAUCCUCCUAAAUCCCUUCUACUUCGACACCAUUUUAUCCAACCUGCUCCAGUGCUGUUUUGGAUCCAGUGUCAUUAAAGUCUGGAUCCUAGGAGCUGGGCUUCCACGGUACAGGUGAGAGAAGUUGACUCAGAAGUUUUGAAAGGGAGGAUUGGGGAUAAGUUUUAGUGAAGAUUUUUAGAGAGA
This is a messenger RNA of Moneuplotes crassus, 770 nucleotides long. NCBI's taxonomy places the organism in Eukaryota, Ciliophora, Spirotrichea, Euplotida, Euplotidae. The record is from the annotation of a GenBank genome assembly.